GAUAAACAAAAAGAACAAGUUAUCUUACUUAAUUGUGAUCACUUUGUUGAUCUGUUUUCGCCGUCCAUCGACAAUGUAUCGGUCAACGAAGGGAGCAUCGAAGGCGCGUAGGGAUCAAAUCAAUGCGGAGAUUCGCAACCUGAAGGAUCUUCUCCCUAUCACCGAUACAGACAAAGCUAGGCUGUCCUAUCUACACAUCAUGUCGCUUGCUUGCAUGUACACCAGAAAGUCGUUAUUCUUCUCCCAAGACACUUCAUGCGACCAGAUCAGCGGUUUCAUGUCGUUCCACGAGCUGUCAGAGCUAGUCCACGAGCUGGCUGGGUUCAUGGUGGUCGUGACAGGAGAAGGAAAGCUUCUGUUUUUAUCUGAAAACGUCGUAGACCACCUCGGUCUCUGUGUGGUGGACCUGGUUGCUCAGAGUGACAGUGUGUAUGAUAUCAUUGAUCCCAGUGACCACUUUGUCAUGAGAAGCAGCCUUGCACCAGCUGUCACUGGCGAUGAAGACCGACUGUUCCGAUGUCACUUCAACACCUCCAAGUUAAUCCGGAGGCAGGGUUCAGGGAACAAGACCAUGCUGGUCAGGGCUCGCUGCCUGCCCCCCCCCGGCCCUGGCUCCUCCCACUGCAACUCCACCCCUGUGUGGGUGUGCUUCUGCACACCCCUGAGGCUCAAACCCAGCGCCCACACUGCCCUGGGGGGCCCCCCUCUGACCCCCCCGCCGGAGCAAUCCUUCCUUCUGGCCUCGUUCCACUCUCAGCACCUCCGGGACAUGACGGUCUGGGAUGCCCAGGACAGUGUGACGGUGUACCUGGGAUAUGAUGUGGAAGCUCUUCGCUCGCGCUCCUGGUACAGCCUUCUCCAUCCCAGAGAUCUCGCCCAUGCCUCCACACAGCACUGUGCCCUGUUGAGUGAGGGUGGGGACAAGCAGGUGGAGAUGGUGGUGCAGGUGGAGACAGCUGACCACUCCUGGGUUUGGCUCUACAUGGUCCUCCAGAUGGGGGGUGGGGAGCACCCCAUCACCUGCAACAACUACGUCAUCGGUGAGUCAGAGGCGUGGUCCUUGCGCCAGCAGCUGAGUUUGGAACAGCAGAGUCACAGUUCUGGUUAUUACAGUUCUGGUGACUGCAUGCACCGGCACUCGUCUCUGUCCAGCCCAGACCAGGUGUUCACUCCCAGCAGCGCUGGCUUGUCUGCCCAGUCCUUCGACUUCACCACAGCGCCGUCUGGUUCGAGCUUCUCUGACGAGGCCAUGCAGCCAGCUGACCAGCAUCCCCGCUCCAGCCUGUCAUCUCUGGAGGGAGAGAGCUUGACACGUGGACGACAGCAGUGGAACAUUGAGAAAUCAGGGCCGGCGCCCAUCUCUCCUCCUGCUUCCCUGAAUGAAUCAGACUUUCUGAACCAAAGAGUUCCCUCUCACUCGGUCGGCCUGUCAGAGCCAGUGUCCCUCUCCGAAGAAUACCACAGGAAGGUGACCUCUGAUGGUUUUAGAGAGGGUGAGUGCGACACCAUGAACGUUUCAGAGAUUCAGGGGUCCCUGUAUGUGGACGUCCCCCAGGAAACCAUGAAUGGUCCCCCCAAUGGGCUCCUGACCCCUGAGAACUCCCCCGCUCUGUCUCUCCCUCCACUUCCUCCUCCCCCUGUUCUCCGCAAACCCCCAUGA
Messenger RNA from Osmerus eperlanus (European smelt), 1660 nucleotides. RefSeq names its product neuronal PAS domain protein 4b (gene npas4b). Lineage: Eukaryota; Metazoa; Chordata; Actinopteri; Osmeriformes; Osmeridae. The transcript is spliced from 9 exons. Gene Ontology annotation, molecular function: DNA-binding transcription factor activity, RNA polymerase II-specific; RNA polymerase II transcription regulatory region sequence-specific DNA binding; protein dimerization activity. Bases 74 to 1660 code for a protein of 528 amino acids. The record is from RefSeq and is a predicted model, not a curated record. Gene Ontology annotation, biological process: regulation of transcription by RNA polymerase II.